Molecule: messenger RNA, 2913 nt
Organism: Xyrichtys novacula (pearly razorfish)
Lineage: Eukaryota; Metazoa; Chordata; Actinopteri; Labriformes; Labridae
Source: the annotation of a GenBank genome assembly
UUUUAGCUCCCCAGCUCCUCCUCUAUGAGUCAACCUGCUCUCCUUCCUUAUGACCCUCAGCAGUUUGACUGUUGUUGCCAUAUAUUCUCUCCAGCCUGUUUCCUCCACACAUCAGAGACAAAAUGGUGAGUAACUCUCACAGAGAGUUCGGCUCUGUUUGGUUUGUCGACUGUCAGCUUCUCUUUUGUGUUUCUGUGCCACUCCGGUUGUGUAAUCUACAAUUGCAGGAAAAUGCCUUUGCCUCAUUUUAACAUGUGUUAAAAGUGUUAACUCAGUGAAGCCUUGUUGUAAAUCUCUCUGAAGUGUACGGUUUUCACUUGGAGUCUCUUUUAGCGAGCUGUUCGCUGAGUGAAAAGCGAGUUGAGUGCUCAGUGACAGAGCUUGUUCAAGGUGUGGUUUUGCCUCCAAAAUGGAGGGAGCUUUGUCUGUGUGCUUCAAACUUGUUCUGAGACAAUCCCUCAGGGCGGUCUUUCUUGUGCUGACUUGUUCCACAAUGACUGGAAUGUGACACAGCCGAGGCCUGGAGAAUCACAGGGAAGCUACACCCAGGGCAUGUUCCUGCUUUAGAGAUGGCAGAGAAGGAGCACAUUUGAGCACUUUAACGUGUCUCUGCACAACCUAGUUUUCAACAACUUCCUGUUUCUUCAUUCUCCAGUUCUGCUUUCUGUCACAAAACACAAAAAGUGCAGAAGAGCAACGUCUGCACAGGCAGAGACUCGGGCACUUUCAGACUGCUCACACUGUGUUGCUGUAUAUUCAGUGAAACACUCAGCAGAUGAAUUAAACUCCCCGGACCACACACGGAGUCUCUGCAGAAAAGAGCUGCUUGAAUUAAGAUCCUUGCUAAUGUCAUUAAAGAUAUAUUUACUCUGAAACUAUGAAUGCAUGUCCAGUCUUAUGUAAGUCAAACUGGGUGGUUCGUAGACACACUUACAAGUCUUAAGCUCAAACAUGUCAGGUAAAUAUCUCCCAAAAGCAGCUCUGUUCAAAUGCCAACAAGACAUGAUGCGUCUGUAGUUUUGUCUUCGUCCUCUGUGUCUCACCUGAUGCUGACGGUUUUCUUUUGUCUCUUCUUUAAACAGUCUGGAAUUCAGGUCACUGACAAUGUUAAGGACAUCAUCUCGAGAAUGAAGGUGAAAAGGUGUGAUGAUGAUGUAAACAAACGUUUAAGAAUCAUCACGUUCACCAUCCAGAACGAUAUAAUCGAUGUGGACAAGUGUUUCUGUCAAGAAGAGUUCGAAACAGAAGAUCCUUUCCAAAAACUCACCAAGCUGAUGACGGACGAUACCUGUUUCUAUGCCCUGUACGACUGCCACUUCGAAACCAAGGAGGGAAGCAAAAAAGAGGAGUUGAUCUUUGUGACGUGGUAGGUCUCUAUUUAUCUAUCUGAAUCCUCAACGUACUGUAGACUGUAGAAAAGAGCUCCUGAUAGAAUCGAGAAAUUAUUGCAGGGUGUGAAGAGUUGUUCAAAUCCAGAGAUGGAUUUUUUUUCAAUGACUUCUCUCCCUUCUAGGAUUCCUGACGGCAUAAAGAUCAAGUUAAGGAUGUCAUACGCCUCUUCGAAAAACGCCAUCAAGAACUUGAUGAAGGGUACGGUUUUAUUGUCAAGCAUUUCACGCGCACCCUGAUACGACUUUGACGGUUGAACGCUGAUUCCUCUUUGUUAAAUUGCUCUUGUCUCCCACAGGUGUCAAGCACGACUUUCAGGUGAACGACAGAGCAGAUUUUUGUAGCAGGCUUAUUUUGGCCGACUGUCUGGAAAAAAGCGCACCACCUGUGAAGAUGAUCGAGGGCAAAUGCUUGUCAGAUUGAGUGGUCGACUAACCAACCAAAUCAAAGUCUUUCUUUGUUGUAUCACAAGGUCAAUUUAGAGGGAGAUGAGAGAAGGAUUUCCAUGUUUGCAGAGGACUUUGUUUUUUUGGGAUGGGUUCGAAAGCUGACAGGGAAAGAUUUCUCAGUGGUGUUCAAAUGCAUUGUUUUUCAUCCUAUCUGUACUACAAUGUUAGUUAUAUGCGAAACUUGACUCCUUGUACAUCUUCAAAUUCAUCAUCUCCUGUUUUUAUGUAGCUUAAAGCUCCUGUAAUGAACUCUUGGUUUUUGUUGAGUUUGCCGCCUCCUGUAGACAAAGUGGGUUUAUCCCAUUUUGCCCUCGACAUUUAAUGCAUCUUGACAAAAAUCUCAUCCUACCCUGUCCUAACUAAAACAUGUAUCACUUAUUAAAUUUAUUUUGGGCUAAGGCAGCUUGAAGUCUGACACCUACCCCCCACCAGUGGGUCCAUUCAUUAAAAAUCACUUCACAGAAACAGUCACUCCUUUUGUUGAUAGUCUUGUUUGUCUUUAUAAGUCAGAAAUAGACAUCUGUGUUAAAUUUAAAAACAACAACAAAAAUAAAAUCAUUGCAGGAGCUUUAAAAUACAUAUAGAGUCCCGGCUUUAUGCACCUUUAUCUUAUGGUAUUAACAGGUUAAUAAAGACGGAAAUCAAGUCUUUUUAUUGUAUGUAGAACAAAAUCACCAGGCCUGUAAGAUUUAGUAUAACAGUUUAGGAAAACGGAUUUAUCUCAAACGAACACCUGCUGGAAAAUGUUCAACUUUUACAAAGUCAUGUUUCACUGAGAAUGCAGCAGUCGUUGCACUGUGUUAUGAAAUAAACUCAAUGCAAUCUAAUGUGCCGUCUUUUUUUCCAGCUGAAAUUGAAUAAUGUUGGUAUUUAUGUGUGAAAAUAGGAUAGUGUUGGUGACCUGAUGUGGUGAAGUCCAAAUUUAUCCUUGUUUUUAUGCCUUUCUGCAUUUCCUAAAAUCAAAAUUUGGUAAAAAAAAAAAACCACAAUAUUUUCAUCUCGGGUUUCAAACAUCUGUUCCACUCCGUUCCUCUAAUAGUAAAGUCGACAACAUCUAGCUCACACUAAAUACGGU